Molecule: messenger RNA, 2579 nt
Organism: Diabrotica balteata
Lineage: Eukaryota; Metazoa; Arthropoda; Insecta; Coleoptera; Chrysomelidae
Source: the annotation of a GenBank genome assembly
AUCAGCAUUCAGCAUUGGUAUUAUAGCACAUGCGUAUGCGCACUGCAUAGUGAAUUUCGAUUGUGUCAAAGUCAAAGUCACAGCAAUAAGCAAUAAAGUAAAGAUGGUUGCUAAAAGACGAGGGAAAAGGAAAAGUGGCUCAAAAGACUUACUAUUCGAAGUCAGUGACAAUGAUGUAUCCACAGAUGAUUCUGAAACUGAGUGUAAUGGACCAGAAAAGAAAAUUUUAAAGACUGAUUCAAAUUUUAUUGAGUCUGUGGUAAAUGCUCUUUCUAACCUAGAAAAUGAGAAGAAAGAAAAAGAAACAAACUGCUCCAAAACAGAAGUUAUCGAAAUUUUAGAUGAAAGCAGCAAAGGGAGCGAUAAAGCUGGUAAUGAUAGUGAUAAUUCGAUAAUAGUUGUAGAAGAUAAGUCUUUUGUUGAGAAUGAAGAUUCUGCUAAUCAAAGCACCCAGAAUAAUUCAGAAUGCACUGCAUGUAUCCAAGACCAAGACGACGAUUCACCCUUGGUGAUAUCACGGACUUUUAUAGAGUGUUGUGACAGUGGUAGUCCAAAUAAAGUUGAAGAAGCAGGCUGUGCGAAUAAAGAAGUUACUGAUGUAGAAGAUGGAGAAGUAACAUCUGAAACCGAUUCACCUGAACCAAUAAUUCAAAUCAGUUUUAGCACUAAAAGCAUUAGUAAUGUGUACAAACAGAAGAUUUUGGACUUCGUAAGUUCUUGUACUGAUCUAAAGAUAUUUAAACAAGACGAUCUCUCUAUUACUGUAAAACCUGAAGAAGGAAAAGUAAAUAGCGACUGGAUUACUUUAGAUGAGACUGGCAUAAACAACACUAUUGUUGAAUCUUGCACUCAGGAAAUUAAUAAAGUAGAAGAGUCAACAUCACGUAGCCCACCGAAAAAGAAAAAGCGAAAAAAGGCGAAGAAAGACAAAGACUUGUUUGUGUUAGAUACAGAGCCAUCUCAAGAACAGAUCCAUACCACGAAAUACUCUAGUAAAUUUCAAAUAGAUAUUAUUAAGGAGAAGGAGAAUGAUGAAAAGAAAGUCAGAAUUUCUGCUCAGACUUGCUUUAAUUGUGACCAAGGACAUGCUCUUAAGGAUUGUCCAUUACCGAAAAAUUAUAAUAUAAUCAACAUGAAGAGACAGCAGAUGAAAAUGAUGAAGGAAAAACAGUCAGCUCGCUACCACCUCGAAGAAGAACAGAAAUACGCCCACUUAAGACCCGGUAAAAUAUCAGGUAAACUACGUGAGGCUCUGGGCCUAAAACGUAACCAAUUACCUUCUUACAUAUAUCAGAUGAGGGGACACGGCUAUCCCCCCGGAUGGUUGGAGGAAGCUAAAUUUGUGUACUCUAAUUUGACGAUGUUUGACAGCGACGGGAAUAACGUACGACCAAAGAACAUUAAGAAGAAUCAAGGUCUCGACACCGAGAAGAUUAUAGAAUAUCCAGGAUUUAACGUACCUAUGGAAAAGAAUUGUAAAGAUGAAUAUCGACAGCAUCGUGUACCACCGUAUUCAGACCAAUUUAGUAAAGCAGCGAUGAUUGAGUUCUUUGAGAAAGAAUAUUCAAAACAACAGGAUGACUUUGAGACUCAAGAUAUGGAUGUAGAUGAUGAAGAAAAUGAUACGGCGAUGCGCCGUAGAAAAGUCUUGGAACAAAGUAUUCCAUCACCGUCGUUAGUUGCCUUGGAAAAAGAAAAACAAAACCUUUUGGAAGCCCUAGACGACAGUUCAAAUUCCAAUCUAAAAUCAGACAUUGGCGAAACGUCCACCACAGAACAAACAGAAGUGGAACUACGUCCGCCAGGUAUUGACAACUCAACAUCUGAAGACUUUACAAAAGUGCCUUCCAAACUAUCUACAUCUUCUGUCUUAGAAGAUUCUCAAGAAACGCCAGAAGCUGAUGUCACGCCUGUCAAUAAAAAAGUUAUUCACAGUAACUUUGGCACCCCCAUAUUGAAAAGUUGUUCUCCUUAUUCUAUCCUACCCAAUCCCGAUAAUUUUAUGAAAGACGUAAGUCCAGUUAUCAAUUUCGAGAACUUGCCCAACUCUACAGGUACAUACGAAAAAAUGGUCGGUCUUCUACAAAAAGUUCGAAGUACCAUGAAAAGUUUUCCGAAGGACAAUUCGUGAUAUUAAAAAUGAUAAUCAUCGUUCCAAUAAGUACAAAUCAAUUUUUGUAUAGUAGAGAUUUGUGACAGAAAAUUAGUUAUAUUUUUCAAAAGCGAACGUUCUUUAAAAUAUGUACAAAUUUGUAUGGUUGGAUAAAGUGUUAUUCCCUUUGAUUGAUAUUUGUGAAUUAUAGAAGUUUAUAAAUGUAUCGAGGCGUAUUUGAUUAUCCGACGCUAUGUUCUAUGUGGAUACGAUGUUUGCACUGUUAAUUUGUUUCGUAUAUUAUUUAUUAACAAUUUAAUAACCUUUUAAGACGCAGAACUGAAAUUUUUGCUUUUAAGGUGAAUAUGUUUGAAAACUAUGAAAUCAAAGGGAAGGUUAUAAGGCACCCGAAAACGUAAAUUAUCUUCAAUUUUUUUCUUUUAUGUGGUAGUAAAUAUUGCUACCAGUGGGUGUCUGAGCAUUUACC